This is a messenger RNA of Rhincodon typus (whale shark), 903 nucleotides long. Its product is annotated as 6-pyruvoyl tetrahydrobiopterin synthase. Gene Ontology annotation, molecular function: 6-pyruvoyltetrahydropterin synthase activity. Bases 132 to 365 code for a protein of 77 amino acids. The transcript is spliced from 3 exons. The record is from RefSeq and is a predicted model, not a curated record. Lineage: Eukaryota; Metazoa; Chordata; Chondrichthyes; Orectolobiformes; Rhincodontidae. Gene Ontology annotation, cellular component: mitochondrion. Gene Ontology annotation, biological process: tetrahydrobiopterin biosynthetic process.
UGGGGUUUGGAAAGAUGUGAUGAUCAGGCGGAAGUGAGUUGGAAGUCGGAUGACUGGUGUGCUGUACGUGCCUUCUAACCUGCCGCAUUGAGGCUGUGUUGGUAACUGGAGAUCAGGUUGUCGCUGCACUCAUGGAAGUGGGAGAGAAGCCACUGAAACCGACCAGGACGGCGCUGGUGACCAGAGUGGAAAGCUUCAACGCUGCUCAUCGCCUCCAUAGCAAUUGUUUAAGUGCUGAAGAGAAUAGAAGAAUUUUUGGAAAAUGCAACAACCCGAAUGGUCAUGGUCACAACUACAAAGUGGAAGUUACAGUACGUGGGGAGGUGAGUGUGAGAAUCUGCAUGGGGGUAGGGGGCAGCUGGUGACGUAGUGGUAAUGCCAGUGGGCUACUAAAGGCCCAGGUUGAUACUUUGGUGACAAGGUUUCAAAUCCCACCUCACCAGCUGGUGGAAUUUAAAUUCAGUUAAUAAACGCAGAAUUGAAAGCUAGUCCCCGUGACGACGAACACCAAUUGUUUUAAAAUUGGUCCACUAGUGUUCCUUAGGGAAAGAAAGUUGCCAUCCUUAUCUUGGCCUACAUGUACUCCAGACCCGCAGGGAGAUGGUUGACUCCUAGCUGUCGUCUUGAUUUGACUAGCCAAUCAAAUCAGCCCAAGGGCAAUUGGAAAUGGGCAACAAAUGUUGGCCUUGCCAGCGAUGUCUACUCGGGAACUUGUACUAAAUAUGAGUGAGCAAAACAGCAAGAAUUGAUUCUGCCCAAUUUUUUAUUUUCAAGUCAUAAGUACUAACAUUGACUUGGUCAUGCUUUUCGGGAACUAUAGACUGGUGAGCCUUGCGUCAGUGGUUGGUAAGUUGACCCUGUCUAGGGGCAGGAUUUUCAUGCAUUUGGAAAGGCAAGGACUGA